AUGGCCCGCCGUCCCGCGAGAUGUUACCGUUACUGCAAGAACAAGCCCUACCCUAAGUCCCGGUUCAACCGUGGUGUUCCCGACCCCAAGAUCCGUAUCUUCGAUCUGGGACGUAAGAAGGCCAACGUCGAUGACUUCCCCCUCUGCGUUCACCUCGUCUCCAACGAGUACGAGCAGCUGUCCUCCGAGGCCCUCGAAGCCGCCCGUAUUUGCGCCAACAAGUACCUCGUGAAGAUCGCCGGUAAGGAAGGUUUCCACCUCCGCGUCCGCGUCCACCCCUUCCACGUCAUCCGUAUCAACAAGAUGUUGUCCUGCGCCGGAGCCGAUCGUCUCCAGACCGGUAUGCGUGGUGCCUUCGGUAAGCCCCAGGGUACCGUCGCCCGUGUCAACAUCGGCCAGAUCAUCCUGUCCGUCCGCACCCGCGACUCCAACCGCGCCACCGCCAUCGAGGCCCUCCGCCGCUCCAUGUACAAGUUCCCCGGUCGCCAGAAGAUCAUCGUCUCCAAGAACUGGGGUUUCACCCCCGUCCGCCGCGAGGACUACGUCCAGCUCCGCCAGGAGGGCAAGCUCAAGCAGGACGGCGCCUACGUCCAGUUCCUCCGUGGCCACGGUCUCAUCGAGGAGAACAUGAAGCGUUUCCCCGACGCCUACGAGAACCUCUCCCAGGCUUAG
Molecule: messenger RNA, 672 nt
Organism: Aspergillus uvarum CBS 121591
Lineage: Eukaryota; Fungi; Ascomycota; Eurotiomycetes; Eurotiales; Aspergillaceae
Product: 60S ribosomal protein uL16
Exons: 3
Coding region: 1-672 (223 amino acids)
Biological process (GO): translation; ribosomal large subunit assembly
Cellular component (GO): cytosolic large ribosomal subunit; ribosome
Molecular function (GO): structural constituent of ribosome
Source: RefSeq, a predicted model, not a curated record